GAUCAUCAUAAUCGCUGAAGCCAUCACAAUUUUUUCGGCAUUGUAUUUUAUUCCACUGAAAAACAUUCAACGUGCCGGAUGCUUUUUUAACAUUUCAUUCAAUUGAAACAACGUUAUCACAGUUCAGUGAUCUCGCGCCGGUGUUACAAUUCAAGUUAUUUUUGUUUUCUUAUAAUUUUUCUCUCAAAUCGAAUCUUUUUCUUUUGUUAUCAAUAAAACGAGAAAAGAUGCAAAAGGAAAUUUUCGCAUUUUUGAUGGUGGUCGGUGUAGCAUUCGGUUUGACUCCCGAUAGAACAAUCACCGACAAGGUCUAUUUUGAUAUCACCAUCGGCGGAGAGUCGGCUGGACGCGUUGUAUUCGGUCUAUUUGGCAAUGUUGUACCAAAAACUGCACGUAAUUUCAAGGAAUUAUGUGAAAAACCACAAGGAGACGGAUUCAAAGGUAGCAAAUUCCAUCGUGUGAUCAAAGACUUUAUGAUCCAAGGUGGUGAUUUCACAGCUGGAGAUGGUACUGGCGGACGCUCAAUCUACGGUGCUCGAUUUGCUGACGAAAACUUCUUGUUGAAGCACGACAAAGUUGGUCUCUUGAGUAUGGCCAAUGCUGGCAAAGACACAAAUGGUUCGCAAUUCUUUGUUACCACCGUGUUGACACCAUGGUUGGAUGGCCGUCACGUCGUAUUCGGUGAAGUUGUCGAAGGCAUGGACAUCAUUCGCAAAAUUGAAAGCCAACCAACCACUUCAAACGAUCGACCAAAGAAGGAAGUCGCAAUUGCCGACUGUGGUUCAUUGCACACCGAAUUGUAGAUUCAAUUCCAGCAUUUUUAUUUUGCAUUUUCAAAGCACUUCAGAAUGAUUUACAUUCAUUCAUCGGUUGUGUUGAACUUUAGUUUUCUUUCAUAAUAAUUGCAAUCUUUCUUUUUUAAAUAAUUAUUUUUUUUCCACCGAAAUCAAUUAAUAUUGUUGUCUAUCUAAAGAGAGACACAAUAAGGAGUAUAUUUUUUUUAAACAAACAUAAAAUAAAGUUACAAACAAUUGAUCCUACAAAAAAAAAAAAUAAUUUUU
Molecule: messenger RNA, 1061 nt
Organism: Contarinia nasturtii (swede midge)
Lineage: Eukaryota; Metazoa; Arthropoda; Insecta; Diptera; Cecidomyiidae
Product: peptidyl-prolyl cis-trans isomerase 5
Exons: 4
Coding region: 228-803 (191 amino acids)
Biological process (GO): protein folding; protein peptidyl-prolyl isomerization
Cellular component (GO): intracellular membrane-bounded organelle
Molecular function (GO): peptidyl-prolyl cis-trans isomerase activity
Source: RefSeq, a predicted model, not a curated record